This is a messenger RNA of Fimicolochytrium jonesii, 2992 nucleotides long. RefSeq lists its product as uncharacterized. Gene Ontology annotation, cellular component: non-motile cilium; centriole; ciliary base. Gene Ontology annotation, molecular function: kinesin binding. Gene Ontology annotation, biological process: non-motile cilium assembly; intraciliary transport. The transcript has 13 exons. The record is from RefSeq and is a predicted model, not a curated record. The coding region runs from base 223 to 2616 and encodes 797 amino acids. Lineage: Eukaryota; Fungi; Chytridiomycota; Chytridiomycetes; Spizellomycetales; Powellomycetaceae.
GGGAAUGUCAAAAUCGACAUCGGCGGGCAGACGGACGGGCAGCGAUACCCAUCCAGCUGGAAUAACAGAAAACAGAGAACAUUACACCUUCCUCUUCAUCUGCCAGCAUAAUCGUUCCUACGUCUCGUCAACUUCACCUUUCCGACAAACUCAACAUUCACGGAGCAAACUCCGACCGCAUCCCAUCCACCUCACCAGCAGCGCUUUCCUCCACACAUCAAUAUGUUUGCAACAAGGCCACCAAGGCCACCAUUCGGCGUAGGAGCUUCAUCUACUGCUACAUUAGCACCUUCAUCAUCCGUCGAGGAUGAUGACCUUUAUUCCUUCGAAAAGACAUCAAACACAGGCGGCUACGGCGGAUCCAACAGCACAUGGACCUCGGCAGGACGAGUCGGAGUAACAUCAAGUUUCGGCUUCCAAAACCGGGGGCCACCAGGAACGUCCGCACGACUAGGCACAAGCAUGAGGAUAGGCGGAGACGCAUCAGACGCAGCACGGCCCAUGACGUCCGUGCGCGCCGCGGGUUACUCCAGUCGCGGGCGAAUGGGGAUGACGGCGGGGCAAGCGUUCGACCCUUUCAAUCAAGCUGCGCGGGACGCAGCAGGUGGAUCGAGCAGUGGUGGUGGGGGCUAUCACAAGUUGGAAGAAACGCCGGAGGAGCAGAUUCGGAACCUGGAACGGAAAGUAAACCAGCUGGUGGAGGAAUCGGCUGUCGUCGCCGCGAGUGGGAAUCUGCGGUCGGCAUUAGAAAAGGCGAAGGAGGCGGGCAAGAAGGAACGGCAGCUGUGCCGGCAACGAGAACAGUUGGAACUGGCGGACCAGAUGAACCUGGACUUGACGUAUUGCGUGCUGUUCAACCUCGCCACUCAGUACCAGAUGAACCAGUUGUACCAAGAGGCUUUGAACACGUACGGCGUGAUUGUGAAAAACAAACUAUUCAACCAGUCCGGGCGGUUACGAGUCAAUAUGGGGAACAUUUACUUUGAGCAAGGGAAAUACUCCCAGGCGGUGAAGAUGUAUCGCAUGGCGUUGGACCAAAUAUCGAAUGCAAACAAGGAGAUACGGCUGAAAAUCAUGCGCAACAUUGGAAACGCCUUUGUGAAGAUGGGCCAGUUUCAGGACGCCAUCACGUCGUUCGAGGCAAUCAUGGAAGGAAGCCCAGAUCACCACGCAGGCUUCAACCUAAUCCUCUGCUACUUUGCCCUCGGGGAUCGAGACCGAAUGAAACGCUGGCUACAACGGCUAGUCUCAAUACGGCCCGUAGCAGUGGAACAAAACGAGGAUUUCGGUGCGGGCUCCACCGAAGGACCCAUUGAGGACCAUGAGGUCUUCAAUGAAGACGAGCUGAGAGCCAUAGCGCGGGAACGGCAGCAAGCAGGCGAACGAUGCAUUGUACUGGCAGCGAAACUAGUCGCGCCGAGCAUCGAGGCCGAUUUUGCGGCCGGGUACGACUGGAUUGUGGAGACGGUAAAAUUAUCGCCAAACGCCGCUAUUGCGAGCGAUAUCGAGAUUGCCAAAGCUAUCCAGUAUUUGAAGGCGAAGGAUUUUGGAAAGGCGGUAGAUACAUUAAAAGCCUUCGAAAAAACCGACCAAAAAAUGCUUGGCACAGCCGCCACAAACCUCUCCUUCCUCUACUUCCUCGACGGCGACUACAAGCAGGCAGAACGGUAUUCAGAUCUCGCGAUCGGGAAUGACCGCUACAACGCGAAGGCGCAGACGAAUCGCGGGAAUUGCUAUUUCGUUAAGGGCAAUUACGAGAAGGCCAAGGAACAUUACCAACAAGCGAUCAAUGUGGAUGCUGUCUGUACGGAGGCAAUGUACAACCUUGGCCUCGUGAACAAGCAGCUGGGACUGCAUCUCGAGGCUCUGCAAUGGUUUGAAAAGCUAUAUGCCAUCCUGCGGAAUAGCGCUGAGGUCAUUUUCCAAAUCGCGGACAUACACGACAAGCAAGGCAACCUCCAACAAGCCAUGGAAUGGUUCAACAUCCUCAUCUCAGUCGUCCCCACCGACCCGGGCGUCCUCGCCAGGCUGGGCGACAUGUUCGUACGAGACGGGGACAAAUCGCAGGCAUUCCAAUACUACUCCGAGUCCUACCGCUACUUCCCCUCGAAUAUGGAUGUCCUCGCCUGGCUAGGCGCCUACUACGUCGAAUGCGAAGUGUACGAGCAAGCGGUGCAGUUCUUUGAACGCGCCGCGACGAUUCAACCGCAGCAGGUGCGGUGGCAGCUGAUGAUUGCGAGCUGUUAUCGAAGAGUGGGGAGUUAUCAGCAGAGCUUUGAGACGUAUAAGCGGAUACAUGAGAAAUUUCCGGACAAUGUUGAGUGCCUCCGCUUCCUCGUCCGCAUCUGCACCGACCUCGGUAUGAAAGAAGUGGCCGAAUACGCCGACAAGCUCGCGCGCACCGAGCGCGCCAAGGAACGCUCCUCCGUCUCUUCCGAAACAACCGCGCCCUCAACCCCGCGAGCGAAAGAGAGCAGUUUACGAGGGCUGGGUACGCCGGAGGGCCGCGUCAGUGGAUUAAGAGAUGAGGAUGGCGAGCGGAGCGCGGGGAAGAAGCGGGUGUCAAUUGUUAUGCCGCCUGUGGAGAAAGUUGGUGAGCAGCAGAUUUGUGUAUGAGUGCGGUUGGAUGGUGGGAAGAUCUUGGGUUGUUUAUGACUUCCUGUUGGGUGUGCGAUAGAUCCGAAUGUGAAGGUCCGACGACCACAAACUGCCAACAGAAACCGCUUCGACGACGACGAUUUCCAAGAAGACGUCAGUUCCCUCCUCCCCGAAUAGAACCCAACACCCCCGUCACGUCUCACGCUCUGUCUUUUGUCUGUCUCGCAUAAAUCACCCCGCAUUUCAUCGAUUGGACACACACGCCUGUAUUCCCAUGUUCAUACCCAUUUUUUGGCACACCCAUCACAGUUUUGUUCAUGUGGUGGCUCCGGAAAGAUAGUACAAUCAUAUAUCAUCGUCACGCGCAAUCCAUGGAUGUGUGGCAUGAGCGCCC